Molecule: messenger RNA, 813 nt
Organism: Peronospora farinosa
Lineage: Eukaryota; Oomycota; Peronosporomycetes; Peronosporales; Peronosporaceae
Source: the annotation of a GenBank genome assembly
AUGAACAUCUAUCAGCAAAACGUACUCGAAGGUUUCAAUCCAAGUACACCCGAUGAAGUUCCCAACAGCAGCGAGAUUUUGGCCCUGCUGCAUUUGGUGAUACCCAGUGACGAUGCUUUGAAUGAUAUGACGUUGAUCAACAGCUACAAUUCAAUCGAAGAUCCAUGUAUGCCCCAAGUGCUGGAUGUUUCACUACCAAUGACCCCAAUUCACGAUGCAGCAUUACCUGCCGAUCUAACCGAGCUCAUAAUUUCGCACAAUGUUCAGGUUCUGACUGAGCCAUUGUCUUGUCCGGUACAAAGCUGGAUAGAAACGCCAUCAUUUGUCGGCCCCGCCUUCUCGAUCGAGAUGCCUCAGUCGGAUCAUAUCGAUGCUCAGAAAUUGAUAGAGCUAUUCGAGGACACGGAUUCAUUGCAGGACAAGAGCAAACAGAAGAAUAGACAGCAGCUAGCAAAGGAAAGUGCAUCCGACAUGGCGGCGGUAGGCGCUGCGUGGUUGAAGGCUGUACUCGUGGAGCGCAGACAAUGCAUCGGUGCAAACGUCACGGUGGUGGCGCACGCUGCAAGGUCGAAGGCUGCGGGACAAGUAGCCAAGGUGGAGGCUUGUGCCGAGCACACGGUGGUGGCAAGUUGUGCACCGCCCCUGGCUGCAAGAAGGGUGCUCAACGUCAAGGAAAAUGUGCCACGCAUUCAUCACAGAAGUGCAGGGUCGAUGCUUGUUCGAGUGUUGCCCGGUGUAGAGGUUUGUGCAGCCGGCAUAAAAGACAGAAGCUGCACAUGUGAGCUCAAGCCGGCGAACCGAACCAAGCACUAA